CAGGCUGCAGCAGAGCAGGGCGGGACAUUGAAGGCUGAAGGAGACUCGUUGGCCUUCAUUAACUGCGGGUCCGGCGCGCUAGAAGGCGAAGGGCCAGAACCGGGUGGCGGUUAUUACCCCCACUCCAUGCGCAAGAUGCUGGCCGCGCUCUCCCGUCUGUUUCAGGGCCCGGCUGCCCACAGACCGGGAGCUGUUAGUGAGGUUGCCCGUGUGGUUGUCACUUCCCGUAAUUUUGCAGAUUUUGCAACUGAAGCUACAUUUGAUAUUAAGAAACAUGAUCUUCAUCGUUUGGAGGAGGGUCCUCCCACCACAGCUGUACUGACUCGAGAGCAGGGUCUACAAUACUACAAGACUAUGCAGACUAUCCGGCGCAUGGAAUUGAAAGCAGACCAGUUAUAUAAACAGAAAAUUAUUCGAGGCUUUUGUCAUUUAUAUGAUGGUCAGGAAGCUUGCUGUGUUGGACUGGAGGCUGCCGUAAAUCGAACUGAUCACUUGAUCACUGCCUACCGGGUACAUGGCUUUACAUACACUCGUGGUGUUUCAGUUCGAGAAAUACUUGCUGAGCUUACAGGCCGGAAAGGUGGAUGCGCUAAAGGCAAAGGAGGUUCAAUGCACAUGUAUGCCAAAAACUUCUAUGGUGGUAAUGGUAUUGUUGGUGCUCAGGUCCCUUUGGGAGCUGGUAUUGCUUUGGCAUGCAAGUACUUCGGCAAAGAUGAGAUCUGUCUAACAUUGUAUGGUGAUGGUGCAGCCAAUCAGGGUCAGAUAUUUGAAACAUUUAACAUGGCAGCCUUGUGGAAGUUGCCUUGCAUUUUCAUUUGUGAGAACAACAGAUACGGAAUGGGUACUUCGGUAGAGAGAGCUGCUGCCAGUACAGACUACUACAAGAGGGGAGAUUUUAUUCCAGGUCUUAGGGUGGAUGGCAUGGAUGUUCUUGCUGUAAGGGAAGCAACAAAGUUUGCCGCUGACUACUGCAGAUCAGGAAAAGGUCCCAUUGUGAUGGAGCUACAGACAUAUCGUUACCAUGGACAUAGUAUGAGUGAUCCUGGAAUCAGUUACCGAACAAGGGAAGAAAUUCAGGAAGUGAGAAGCAAAAGUGACCCCAUCACUCUUCUGAAGGACAGAAUGGUGGACAACAAUUUAGCUAGUGUGGAAGAGCUAAAGGAGAUCGAUGUGGAAGUAAGGAAAGAGAUUGAAGAUGCAGCCCAGUUUGCUACAACUGACCCUGAACCAUCCCUGGAAGAACUGGGCAGUCAUAUAUAUUAUAAGGAGCCGCCCUUUGAGGUGCGUGGCCCAAAUCAGUGGAUUAGGUACAAAUCUGUUGGUUAAGCAAGGUCUUAAUCCAACAGCUAGUUAAAAUGGAUGGAUUUUUUUUACUGGUGUUUAACUCUUGCAUCUGUUCAUUUGACAGCAAAAUAGACAUUUUAUUUGUGUAUAGGAUGUGGGGCAGGAAGGAAAUUCUAUCACACAGCAAUCUGAAAGACAGCUGCAUAAGAAGGAAUGAAUUAAUGUUUAUUAAUUUAUAUAAUCUUCAAGGUGUUCUAAAUUGCUGUAUUUAUGAAAAUUAUUCAGCUAAAAUUGUGUUAUGUACAGUAAAAAUUGCAUAUUAAAAUUUCCUGAACAGUCA
Messenger RNA from Varanus komodoensis (Komodo dragon), 1624 nucleotides. It is a transcript of the gene PDHA1, whose product is annotated as pyruvate dehydrogenase E1 subunit alpha 1. The coding region runs from base 127 to 1326 and encodes 399 amino acids. NCBI's taxonomy places the organism in Eukaryota, Metazoa, Chordata, Lepidosauria, Squamata, Varanidae. Gene Ontology annotation, biological process: pyruvate decarboxylation to acetyl-CoA. Gene Ontology annotation, cellular component: intracellular membrane-bounded organelle. The transcript has 12 exons. Gene Ontology annotation, molecular function: pyruvate dehydrogenase (acetyl-transferring) activity. The record is from RefSeq and is a predicted model, not a curated record.